GCCAAAGCCGCCGAACUUCCGUCCCGUUUCUGUGGCGGCCGAGCGUGAGACUUUGCGAGCUUGGAGACCAGAGACCUUAUCCUCACUCGAUCUGGUUCUGCCCACCUCUGCGUUGUUUCCUAAGACAAGAAAGAGUCCUGCUUUUGGCCACCCACCACUGGCCUCAUGGCUUCCAUGCAGAUGGAUCCUGAGUUAGCCAAGCAACUCUUCUUUGAAGGAGCCACUGUGAUCAUUCUGAACAUGCCCAAGGGGACAGAGUUUGGCAUUGACUACAACUCCUGGGAGGUGGGACCCAAGUUCCGGGGUGUGAAGAUGAUCCCUCCUGGCAUCCACUUUCUCCACUACAGCUCUGUGGACAAGGCCAAUCCCAGGGAGGUGGGCCCUCGGAUGGGCUUCUUUCUUAGUCUGAAGCAGCGGGGGCUGACAGUCCUUCGCUGGAAUACUGUCCAGGAAGAGGUAGAUUUGUCUCCAGCUCCAGAGGCUGAAGUAGAAGCUAUGAGAGCCAAUCUCCCCGAGUUAGACCAGUUUCUGGGCCCCUACCCAUAUGCAACACUCAAGAAAUGGAUCUCACUCACCAACUUCAUCAGUGAGGCCACCAUGGAGAAGCUGCAGCCGGAGAGCCGGCAGAUCUGUGCCUUCUCGGACGUGCUGCCUGUGCUGUCCAUGAAGCACACCAAGGACAGGGUGGAGCAGAAUCUGCCCCGCUGUGGUACUGAGUGCAGAAGCUACCAGGAGGGCUUAGCCCGGCUACCUGAGAUGAAACCCAGGGCUGGGACAGAGAUCCGCUUCUCAGAGCUGCCCACUCAGAUGUUCCCAGCAGGUGCCACACCAGCAGAGAUCACCAGGCACAGCAUGGACUUGAGCUAUGCCCUCGAGACUGUGCUCAGCAAGCAGUUUCCUGGCAACCCCCAGGAUGUACUUGGUGAGCUGCAGUUUGCCUUUGUGUGCUUCCUGCUGGGCAACGUAUAUGAGGCAUUCGAGCACUGGAAGCGGCUCCUGAACCUUCUGUGUCGGUCAGAAGCAGCCAUGGUGAAGCACCACACCCUGUACGUCAGCCUCAUCUCCAUCCUGUACCACCAGCUUGGUGAGAUCCCUGCCGACUUCUUUGUGGACAUUGUCUCCCAGGACAAUUUCCUCACCAGUACCUUACAGGUUUUCUUUUCUUCUGCCUGCAGCAUUGCUGUAGAUGCCACCCUGAGGAAGAAGGCAGAAAAGUUCCAAGCCCAUCUGACUAAGAAGUUCCGGUGGGACUUUGCUUCAGAGCCAGAGGACUGUGCCCCAGUGGUGGUGGAGCUCCCUGAGGGCAUCGAGACUGGCUAGCUGCAAAUCUGCAAGCCAGGGAGACCCCUUUCCACAUGGCUCCUACCUGGUGUCUCUGCUCAUCUAUCUGUCCUUGAAUCCUCCAGCCUAGUGGCUCAGUCAGGUCCUGCAGAGAUGGAGCCAGGAUUCCUCUUCACCAGUUAAUACAUUCCUUUGCUGCCAAAGUGGAGCACUGUGGUUCCCUUCAGCCUGGCCCUGGAGUUUAGUUUCAUAAAAAGGCCCUUGGAGAAGGUUCAGGUGAGACCUGCCCCAGCAACAAUCUAAUUCCUUCUAGCAAUGAGAAAAUGAACCUUAAGUCUAAAAGACUAGCUGCUUAUUCCAUAGCUGGUUAACAGGGGAAAGAAGAAACCUGGUCCAUCCCAGUGGCUAAGGUGUUAGUGAAGUUUUAAGUUAAAUGUAGGUUUGAAGUUGAAUGAGGUUUGUACAGAAUUUUUGCCUGCUCCAUGUGGAAUGGAAGGAGAUCACCAGCAGACGGGCCGCUGAGCUCUCUGGAGCCAGCCUGGGCAAGGGCGAUAGGAAGAUGAUGCACUGAGUCUGACAAGUGGUCAACUUCAGCUUCCUCUCCCAAGGCCCCUCCUGCCUAGAAGCCCUUAGAUCUCCCAGAAUUGGCGCCUGCUCUUGGGGCUCCAUCCUGAGGCCUCUCACUCUCAAGUGGGAGAUAGAAGCUUUCCACGGUCUCAUUUUUCACUAAGGCCACCAUGACUUUUUCUGGUAAUGUGGAAAUUCAAUAGCAAAAAGAAAGGUUCUGUCCCAUGUUUGCUCCUUAGACCCUAUUAUGGGUGGGACCUUACUUCAGAGCCAUGGAGAUAGCUAGGUAUUAACUUCCCAGCCCUGCCGUGGGGCCAUCGUCAGUGCUGUCACAUUUCUGGUGUUAGGGAGUCUUGAGGGCACACCCCUCAUGCUGUGUGGGCAGAGUUCUGCCUCAAGAAGAGCUCCCAGGCCCUCCAUCCUGACCUGUGCCAUUUGCUGUGCCCUGGGAUCCCAGUGACAUCCUCUUCUGAGGUUCAAGCUCCCAGCAGGUCUCUGAAUGAGAGUCCUGCUGCUUAAGACUUUCGGUUCCUCUUGUUUCCUUGGAGAUGGUUUUCCAAGAGCAGAAUGUACAUUAAAGUUUUUGAUUUGGGACUAA
Arvicola amphibius (Eurasian water vole) is the source of this 2446-nucleotide messenger RNA. RefSeq names its product AAR2 splicing factor (gene Aar2). NCBI's taxonomy places the organism in Eukaryota, Metazoa, Chordata, Mammalia, Rodentia, Cricetidae. The transcript has 5 exons. Gene Ontology annotation, biological process: spliceosomal tri-snRNP complex assembly. The record is from RefSeq and is a predicted model, not a curated record. Bases 166 to 1320 code for a protein of 384 amino acids.